This is a messenger RNA of Penaeus vannamei (Pacific white shrimp), 897 nucleotides long. Its product is annotated as protein kinase C iota type. NCBI's taxonomy places the organism in Eukaryota, Metazoa, Arthropoda, Malacostraca, Decapoda, Penaeidae. Gene Ontology annotation, molecular function: protein binding. The record is from RefSeq and is a predicted model, not a curated record.
CGUGACGCCGACUUCCGGAGUGUUUUGGUCGGAGGAGGAACCUGUCAUCGCCUCCUCGGCCUUUUCCCUUUUUCCUCGCCCCCCGCCUCAUGACACCUCUCCCCAGGACCAGUGCGUUGUCCGCGUGAUCCAAAGCCUCUCGAGAUUGCAACCCAAGGGCGCCGGAAGUGUUCGCUUUGAGAAAGACGAGAGAAAAAGGAGAGGGCGAACGCGUGCGUGUGUGAGGGGAAGGUAGGCCUAUUACCUGUCAACCCGCGACCUGUCAACAAAAAAACCCUUUUGCUCGAUUUUUUUCCUCGUGGCGACCCGGAGACCUACGCCCACUUCGAAGACCUUUGGAGGAGUGUUUUGCAGAGGAAUAAAGCCGAGCCAAGAUGCCAGCCCAGGCGCAGGGAGGCAAGGACGUCGGUGAGCCUUCGGAGAUCAGAGUCAAAAUCGCCUUCAGCGGGGAGGUGUACAUCACAUACAUCCCCCCCGCCCUCGAGGUGGAGGCGCUCGAGCAGGAGAUCCGGGCGAUCUGCAAGUUCGAGCCCGGCCAGGUCUUCACCGUCAAGUGGGUCGACGAGGAAGGCGACCCGUGCACCAUCUCGUCACAGCAGGAGCUCGACGAGGCGCUCAGACUCUACGAACUCAACAAGGACUCCGAGCUCGCCAUCCAUGGUAAGUCCUGCAAAGGUUUCCUUCGAAUAGAGAAUAGAGGAGGACAGAUGGUGAGUGCUGUUUGAUGUAUUUCUAUUCUAGACCAUUAUUAUUGUUACCUUUGUGUGUCUCCUUCUAUUUGUGUUUUCAGACGAGUUCACGAGAUAAGCGAACUUUUUUAUUUUUCACUAAAAUCUGAAUGAUUUAAUGAAAUCUCUCAUUAAGGGAAAUUUUGGAGGAUGAAUGAAUUGGUCAUUU